Zea mays is the source of this 1786-nucleotide messenger RNA. Its product is annotated as alanine aminotransferase 2. The transcript has 15 exons. Bases 78 to 1565 code for a protein of 495 amino acids. Gene Ontology annotation, biological process: biosynthetic process. Lineage: Eukaryota; Viridiplantae; Streptophyta; Magnoliopsida; Poales; Poaceae. Gene Ontology annotation, molecular function: pyridoxal phosphate binding; L-alanine:2-oxoglutarate transaminase activity. The record is from RefSeq and is marked validated.
CUCUCGCCGUCCGCACAGCCGCUCAUCGUCUCCCACUGCCUGCCCUCUCCCUGCGCCGGCCGGUGCCCCGACGCGCCAUGUCGUACAACAAGGCCCCGUCCAUCACCGCCGAGACCAUAAAUCCCAGGGUCAAGAUCAUCAGAUACGCGCCUUGCGGGGAGAUCGUCAAGCACGCAGCGCGGCUGGAGCAGGAGAUAGAGGAGAACCCUGCUUCUAUCCCUUUCCAAGAGAUAAUAUACUGCAACCUCGGGAACCCCCAGGUCCUUGGUCAGCCGCCACUAACUUUCUUUCGUGAGGUUCUCUCCCUGUGCGACAACCCAGCCCUCAUGGACAGAGAUGAAGCUCGUGCCUUAUUCAGCCCUUGUAGCAUAAGAAGGGCCAGGAGGAUCCUAAACUCGAUCCCCAGCAAAGACACUGGUGGAUAUACUGAUUGCCGGGGAAUCAAAUGCCUGCGUCAAGUAGUAGCAGAUGGGAUUACCGCAAGAGACGGUUUUCCAUCGACAGCGGACGAUAUCUUUCUGACAGAUGGAGCCACCUCAGCGAUCAACUUGAUGAUGCAGAUACUCAUCAGGUCUCACGAAGACGGCAUCUUGAGCCCUCUACCCGAAUACCCCUUGUACUCGGCCUCCAUCAUACUGCACGGUGGAACGAUGGUGCCGUACAAUCUCACUGAAGAUAACGGUUGGGGCCUAGAGAUCUUUGAAGUCAAGAGGUGCUUGGAAGAGGCUCGUUCGGCUGGCCUCACUGUUAGAGCUAUGGUGGUAAUAAAUCCCGGCAACCCUACUGGACAGGUGCUAUCCGUCACAAACCAGGAGGAGAUAGUAGAGUUUUGUCGGAAGGAAGGUCUGGUUAUACUUGCUGAUGAGGUAUACCAGGAAAAUAUCUACGCAGAGAACAAGAAGUUCCAUUCCUUCAAGAAAGUGGCCAGAUCACUUGCUUACGACGAAAAUGACCUCACCCUAGUAUCACUUCAUUCCGUUUCAAUGAGCUAUGGGGAGAGUGGCAGAAGAGGAGGCUACAUGGAGGUGUCUGGUGUUGCAGCUAAUGUGAAGGAUCAGAUUUACAAGGUGGCUUCUUUAACACUCUGCCCCAACAUUGCUGGCCAGAUUCUCGUCAGCCUUGCAAUGGAUCCACCGAAGCUAGGAGAUGAAUCUUUCGAGUCAUUUGAUAAGGAGAAGGAACAGAUCCGUUCAUCCUUCUGCAAGCGAGCCAAGACCCUGGAGAAAGCUUUCAGCGGCCUGGAGGGCGUGACUUGCAACAAGUUAGAGGGUGCGCUGUACUUGUUCCCACGGCUCCACCUCCCCUCCGCUGCGAUCAGGGCCGCCGAUUUCGAGGGAGUUUCACCUGACAUAUUCUACGCUCACCGCCUGCUUGAUGCCACCGGGAUUGCCGUUGUGCCGGGCUCUGGGUUCCACCAGGCCUCUGGGACGAUCCAUAUCCGAUGCACGAUCCUUCCUGACGAAAGAAAAAUCGAGGCGAUGGUCGCACGCUUGAGGGCGUUCCAUAAGGCGUUCAUGAACGAGUUCCGGGGCUCUCAGCAGGUCAUGAACGAUCUCCGUCGCUGAUGGUGUCGAUGCAUGGCACGGUUAGGCCUGUGCGUGUGCCCAUGGGCAAUCAAGACAACUUCUGAGCUCUGGAGUUGUUGUUUGUUGUUCUGUGUUCUUGCUUCCUCGUUGAGCUGUGCCCGUUUGUCCUCACUUAUGCAGUCAGUGGUCUGUCUGUAGUCUGUACUGCUUAAAGAUAAGCUGUGCUUUCAGGAAUAAAAAGUCUGCAGCUUGUGCAUAUA